This is a messenger RNA of Aureobasidium namibiae CBS 147.97, 1026 nucleotides long. Its product is annotated as heme oxygenase-like protein. Bases 1 to 1026 code for a protein of 341 amino acids. Gene Ontology annotation, molecular function: heme oxygenase (decyclizing) activity. The record is from RefSeq and is a predicted model, not a curated record. Gene Ontology annotation, biological process: heme oxidation. The transcript is spliced from 2 exons. Lineage: Eukaryota; Fungi; Ascomycota; Dothideomycetes; Dothideales; Saccotheciaceae.
AUGGCGUCGCUGCAGACUCCCACCCAACUUCUCUCACCUCCGCCUUCUCCCGCCCCGCAGAACUUGUCGACCGAGAUCAACACGGCCACACGAUCCAUUCAUACGCGGUUGAACAAGCUUAUCGUCACUCGCCUUCCUCUCGCUCUACCUCCGAUCGCCAAGACUCCCGAAUUAUACGCUCAUGGCAUCAACACGUUCGGCGACAUUUACCUCGUCUUUGAGAACUGCUGGCGCGUUCUGAUCGCAGAGACCGACAAGUCUGACGCCCAUGACCUUUCUCACGACAACAAACUGCGCCAAUGGCUCUCGCAACUAGUCCCACCCGGUCUCUGGCGCUCCGACGCCAUCAAGAAAGAUUUGGAGUACUUGGAGACAGCCACCGGUACUGAUUUGGAGGCCGUGACGAACGAGCAACUGCACUCGUUCACCGAACACAUCUAUCGCCAGACUCGAGAGAAGCCUCAUGUCUUGGUUGCCUAUUCCUGGAUCAUGUAUAUGGCAAUCUUUUCUGGCGGCCGCUGGAUCAGAGAGCAGCUGACAGAGUCUGGACCUGAGUUCUGGGGUGUCAAUCACGAGUCCGACAAGCAUGACUACUGGAUUCAUGGCACUUUGAGGCCGGGCUUCACCCUGUUUUGCUUCUCGGGCAACAGGGACGGAGAAGACAUCAAGACCGACUUCAAGACUCGUCUUGAAAAAGCCGAGGAGCUGCUCACGGAACGCGAGCGCAAGGACAUCAUUGAUGAGGCCCAGUACAUCUUCGAGCAGUGUGUUGCGAUAGUCGAGGCUCUGGACAAGCAGCUCAUGACUGAUCUUGAACUCGUCAAGACGCUGGCUGCGCGAGAGGCCAAGAAUGGAACAUCACACCUCAAGAUGGCGCCGACACGGGCUGUCCUACCAGAAAAUGCAACGGCGCAGACGGAUGAGCCCAAGUCAGCAAACUUCAUUAGAGCCAUUGUGGUUGGGAUCUUGGCUGUUGGUUUCUAUCAGUCAUAUCGCUGGCAAUAUGGAGAUUUGGAGCGUGCAUGA